GAUUGUAGAAGGUGUACUAACCUUCAUUGGGAGUUCGUGUAAGGGGAGGGUUAAAAUCGUUGUAAAAACGAAAGAUAACAAGGAGACUGACUAUCUUAUAUGGUCAUCGAUUGUCCCCGAUGAGCUAAAGAUAAAUAGUAAGAUAAAUAUGAAGACUCUUGAAAAGAUUGUAAACGGCAAGUCUUACACAAAUGUUGUUGGGUUAAGCAUCAUCACACCAGCAGUACAACAGUCAACCCCAGCAAAACACCGAAAAAGAAUAGCUAAACGACCUACCGCCACUACCAGAAACCCAGAUGCAGACGAGGACACAGUCACACCAACCACCAGCGCAGCUGUCAGUCCCAAAAAAAUGAAAUCUAAGGGGAAGCAGCUCCCCCCACCUGCAGACUUCAUAGAUUGGGCAGCUCUGUUGGAUGAUGAUGUUUUCUACAUAACUGUGAUGGCCGCUUUUGUGAAACUUCAAAAACUUGUUGAUGAACUCAAUAACAGUUAUAAAGGGAAAGAUUUAAAGACAGAGCAGGAGUUAUUAAAGGAGUGGAAGAACCGUCAAAGUAAAGAGAAGUCAGAAAGAGAGAGACUGCUAGGAAAGUACAAGUCUAGCAAGAUACCAAGAGUUGUAACAUCUCAUAGACCAGUGGAAAUGAACGUUGGGAAACAAAUAGUCGCUGGUGGUGCUGCAUAUCAACCUCCCAAACCAAGAUAGAGAUCGUGUCAUCAGAGGUUCCAUACUUUUAUGUAAGACUACUGUCAAUUAUACAACAUACUAUUUGAUCAGAUUUAUUUGGCAUGAAUUUCCAUACAUUCGAUGGACAAGAUUCUGAAAAAAAUGAUUCUAUAGCGUUUAAUUUUGUUUCUUCAAUAAUUUG
Molecule: messenger RNA, 869 nt
Organism: Bolinopsis microptera
Lineage: Eukaryota; Metazoa; Ctenophora; Tentaculata; Lobata; Bolinopsidae
Exons: 7
Coding region: 149-706 (185 amino acids)
Source: RefSeq, a predicted model, not a curated record